Mixia osmundae IAM 14324 is the source of this 1899-nucleotide messenger RNA. RefSeq lists its product as uncharacterized. Gene Ontology annotation, cellular component: mitochondrial outer membrane. The record is from RefSeq and is a predicted model, not a curated record. NCBI's taxonomy places the organism in Eukaryota, Fungi, Basidiomycota, Mixiomycetes, Mixiales, Mixiaceae. The transcript has 6 exons. Bases 1 to 1899 code for a protein of 632 amino acids.
AUGAGCUCAAGCUUUGCGCGAGAGCGAGCGGAAGCGCUCGCAGAUCAGCUUGAUGCUAUCAGUGACCGUUUGAUUGAUCGCGAGUCUACCGAUGAUGCAGCAGAAGUUCUCACUGCGGAGACGGGCAAACUGCGAGCUGCUAUAGACCUCGUUCGCGUCAAAGCCAAGGACAAUCCGCGCUCGCUGGGCACAUUGCAGUGGCUACAUGCACACACAGUUCAGAUUCUUCUCGGCAGCAAAAGCACAAAUGAAAUGGACGCAGCAAGCGCAAUGAAGUGGCUUCUGGUCGGCCAUCUUGCUCUCGCGACAUAUGCAUCAGCGCUCGAUGCCACAAUCACGCAAGCUGUCCAAGUUAUCGAAGAGCAGCGGUACUGGGAGCGAAUCGCUACUGAUGAUACGCGCUUGCUGACCUACCUUGUGCAAACCACGCCUACACGCCUGAUGCGACUCGGGCGCACACUGAGCGACCGGCUGCAAAUCCUGACCGAUACUCAAGACCGGCCAAAGAGCUUACUUCGAUGGGAAACCUACAAAGAGGCGUUGCCGCCCACCCUGCUCGUAACGUCAUUCUUUCCGCACCUUGUCGGGCAAUCUGGCACAGAUCAAGCCAAGAUGUCGACAGCAUUUGACCCUUCCACAGUCAGCUCACGGAAGUUGCUGCUUCUCACGUUUUCCCCCAUGCAGUUAGCACGUCAGGAAGCUCGGCGCAAGACUAAAUCACUGAAAGCCCUGCGCUCAAGGCUCGAGGUGCGCAUUGGGAGUCUGGCGGCGAUCUCGCGCGAUUUGUUCGCGCCCGAGAAGGACGUAUCUCCUGCGAAAGACAUUUCAAGCCUGCUCUGUCAUCUCAGCCAUAUAUGCAGCGAUGUCGGAUCGACAGCUGACGACCUAGACGCUUGCACUGCGACCUUGGCACGCUUGCUUGGUCAGAGCCUGCCGGGUACAUUUCAGCAGGACUCAAUCACGCUCGAAGGCUUGUCGCGACCAUCUCGCCUAACGCGUGCGUGGCCGGUCAUCAUCUUUGCGCCUCUGGUCACCUACUAUGGCGUCAAGUAUCUCUACGAUUCCCGCGCAACCCUUACUGCAUGGUACGAUGGCGCUAUCGAGACAGUCCGCGGCUUCUUCAUCGAUUGGGUGAUCGAGCCCGUUGGCAAGAUCAUCCAGACCGUUCGACACGGCGACAGCGAGCUCGCGAUAAUGGGCACUCAGUCUCUGAAGAGUGAUCUAGACAGCUUGGAGCGGAUGGUCGCUGACUUUGGUCGAGACGAAUACAAGAUGAGCGAAGCACAGAUUGCCGAGAUUGCCAGCAAAGUGCGCGAGGGAGACCUCACUACGGUGUUGCAAGCCUGGGAGAAAGAUAUCAAGAACCCGCUGCGCUCGGCUGUUACGGGCUCGCUCGUGCGCACGCUGCUGAUUCAAGUGCAAAAGGUCAAGGUCGAUGUCGCUCUCGCCAUGAAUGGCAUCGAGAAGAUGCUCAAAUCUCAGCAGCUCACGUUUGCCUUUGUCGGUGUCGCGCCCAGCAUCAUCAUUCUGUUCGCUUUACUGCGCGGACUGUCUUCGCUUCGAGUCGGUCCCAACGCCGCCAGAGACGUCAAGGCUUCUCGCCGCCGAGCAUGGAGCUCCAUCAGGUCUAUCGAGAUGGUAUUGAACCAUCGAGAGGCAGAGCGCGACGUGAACGAGAAGAUUACUGAUCGUAAGCUAGGAAAGAUCUUGAUCGAGACGCAGGUACUACGAACGUACGCUGGCUCGCUUGGCUUUCCGACGCGAGACCACACGCUUCAAGUAGCUUUCCUGCAUGAUAUCCGAGAUCUAGAACAGAGUACAGACGACGCCCUCAAGCAAAAGGUGGUGGAACGUAUCUGGCGAUCGUGGGCAAAGCCUUUGUCAUGGUCGCCGCUUUAG